ACAAAACCCUAAUCCAGCGAAGGAUCCCAUCCCCAACCCACUCCCUCGCUCUCUCACUCUGAAACAGAUCUGAAACGGGCCAAACGCAGAGGAGCUCAACGUGGCGCCUCAACCCUCUCCCUCUGACAGAGUCGCUGUCGCCGACACCGCACGGUCGCCUCUCGUCGCCGGUUCCUCUGCGUUCGCCAGCUCCUGCGCCUUCACUGCUGACGCGUCGUCUGUACCUCCGUCCACGUCGCGUCGUCCCUGCGUCUUCACUGCGUCCGCCAGCUCCUGCACCUUCACUCUGCCCGCGUUUUGCCUUCACAUCAUCAGGGUUUAAACUAGGAGUAUUUGGCACUUCUCAGGUUCUAAGCUUUUCGUCUAAAGGACUAAAGACCUUGGAGUUGCAGAAAUAAUAAUAUGGACCAGCAAAACCAAAAUAACACUCCAGAUGGUUCUGGCGAUGUGCCUUUGAAGCGCAAACGUGGUCGUCCAAGGAAGUACCCACGACCAGAUUCAGAAGACGGUUCCUAUAUUUCACAUAGUUACAGGCAAAAGCUGAAUUCUGUCAGUGGUGAGCCAGCGGUAGUACAUCCUGGAUAUCAAGGGGCUAAGGGAAAUCAACACUUUCAAAGGAAUCAAGAAAAUGAUGCCAUGAUUGGCCAGGCAGUUUCCGGUGUAAUUGAGGCAGUAUUUGAUGCUGGAUAUCUGCUCAGUGUAAGAGUUGGUGAUUCUGAUACUACUUUGAGGGGACUAGUCUUCAAGCCUGGACGAUACGUUCCUAUCUCUUCUGAAAAUGAUGUUGCUCCAGGUGUUCCAAUGAUCCGAAGAGAUGAGGUUCCCAUCCCUUCUGGAACUGCUCAGUUUCAGAAUCUUCUCCCAAAGGAAAGGAAUGAACAGCAUGCAAACAUUAAUAGAAAUGAAAUUCAUGCAAUGAAUGGGUCACCGUCACUCCCUCUUGUACCUAGACCGGCAACUGGUUCUAGUAAUUCGGUUGUCACCGUAGGAAAGAGUGUCCCUACUGUGGCAGGUCAAACUACUACUCAAAUAUCCGGUCAUAAUAUAGUCCCUGCUUUACUCCAACCUGCCAAUUUUUCAAAUGGGUUGCCAGUUUCAACUCCACCGUCUCAAGUUAUGGCCCAAGUUUCUGUAGGAAAUGGAGCACGUGUUACCAAAGAAAUUCCAGCAGCAGAUGGAAAUCAAGCACUUACCUCUCAAACUGGCCAGAACAUCUUGUCGAGCAGCAUGCAAUAUGAAGCCGUUCCACACCAUCAGUCUUCUAAUCUGCCAAAUGAAGAACUGAAAUCAAUGAGUGUGCCUAACGCACCCUUUGAGCAGUUGGUCACUGAGGUUGUCAAGAGGAUCGAAAGUCCAUCAGAUGCCAUGGAUAUUGACACUGACAACAGUAAGUCAGGUGACAAGACGCAACUGAAGGAACCAAGCUGUAGACAAGAAGAAAAAGUCAAUGACAUGAAUCAACCCGUUUUAAUUAAGCCUCUACAAGCUGUACAAUCUCAUCCUCAGAAAAAUUCCGCAUCUGCUCCCCAACCUUCUGACUUUACCAAGACUGGCAAAAUGACCGAGUUAUUGCAGAUGUUGCAGGAGAACAAACCGGAGAAUCAGGCAUCCAAAGCAGCAGAGCUAUACCAAUUGGAUGGUGUAAGUAAUUUGGGAACCGGACUCGGAGAUGGAACAACUGUUCAAUCAACAAAACCUUUAAUUUAAUCAAUUAUUUGUAGCUAAUUUGCCAGCCGGGUUAUCUAUCAUAAAUUAGGCAAAAUUUUUCUGGCAUAUUUGAAAUAUAUAUAGGUCUAGGUAUCUCAAGGGUCUUGAAUAAUUUUAAACUUGCAUAUCUAUGCCAUGUUACAUUGCUAUUAAUUAAUUUAAAUUAUAGACGCAACCUUCAAGUCGGGAUGCUAAUUACUUUAUUCACAGAGAAAUUAUGUUCAUACACAA
Molecule: messenger RNA, 1938 nt
Organism: Arachis ipaensis
Lineage: Eukaryota; Viridiplantae; Streptophyta; Magnoliopsida; Fabales; Fabaceae
Source: RefSeq, a predicted model, not a curated record